UGGAUACUGGACAAGUUUUUUGUUGUCGAUGGGUCCGUAGGUGACGUCACAUCCGUCGGUCUGUCACGAGUUGUUGACUUGCCUUGUUCACAUGAAACCGGGAAGUUUUGUCGGGCUCUUAACUAUUAGCAAAGAGAUUCGAAUCUCUUUGCUAUUAGCUAGCUAGUUGAGAGCCGCUGUUUCGCUGGUCUAGAAAAAUGGCAUUAACUGUUGCUAGGUAACACACUGCAGAUGGUGGCAUUGUCAAUGUGCCAGUAUUGUACCUCUAGGUCCAUGAUACCCGUACACUUUUCUAGAACUCUAACUAACUAGACUUAUAAGCCAAGUUUAGUACUCUAGCUAUAGCUAACCCGCAGUGAUAACAAGGCAGUUAGCUAUGCAGAAGAGAAAAACGAAAGCGGCUUGCUAACUGGUAAGAACGCGGGUGGACACAUCUGCUCGUGACAGUCGGAGGAAUAGUGGACAAAACUCGCCCAUCAUACCGGAGACCAGCUGCCAUCCGCAGGCGGCCUAGGAGACAUCGAGGGAUGGAUCAACUCAAAGUCAAAGACAGAAUACUGGAAAACAUUUCCCUCUCUGUAAAGAAGCUGCAGAGCUACUUCGCCGCCUGUGAGGAUGAGACGCCGGCGAUCCGGAACCACGACCGCGUCCUGCAGCGGCUGUGUGAGCACCUGGACCACGCCCUGCUUUACGGGCUGCAGGACAUCUCCUCGGGUUACUGGGUCCUGGUCCUGCAUUUCACCCGCAAGGAGGCCGUCCGGCAGAUCGAGGAGCUGCAGCACAUCGCCACCAACCUCGGCCGCAGUCGGGCCUGGUUAUACCUGGCGUUAAGCGAAAGCUCCCUGGAGAGCUACCUCCGUCUGUUCCAGGAGAACCAGGGCUUGCUGCAGAAGUACUACUUCAAAAACGCCUUGGUCUGCAGCCACGACCACCUCACCCUCUUCCUCACCCUGGUGUCUGGACUGGAAUUCAUCCGAUUUGACCUGGAGCUGGACGUCCCGUACCUGGAUGUCGCGCCUUACAUGCCCGAAUACUACAAACCCCAGAACCUGCCCGACUUCGAAGAGCGGCUGCCCAGCUCCGACAGCCUCUCCCUGCACUCCUUCACCUCCCUGACCUCCACCAACCUGGAGUGGGACGACAGCGCCAUCGCCCCCUCCAGUGAGGAUUAUGAUUUCGGUGACAUCUUCCCCGUGUUGCAGUCAAUGCCAAGUGCAGCAUGGGAAGAAGGUGACCUCACCGACCCGGUCAGCUGUCCUCGCUCCACGACCUCUGACCCCCAGACCGCGGUCGUCCUGCCGACGGGGGCGGGGCCCGGGGCGGGGGCGGCGCUGGGGGCGGGGACGCCGGUGACACCGAGGGGGCCCCCGGUCCCGCCGCGCAGCCCCACGUUUCGGCACAACCCCUUCAACGAGGACUCGGACACCAACACCUCCGCCGACGUCACGCCCGUCCACGCGGCCAGCCGGCACGACACCACCACCGGCGACGAGACGGAGAGCACCAGCACCGAGCUGGAGGUCAUCCGCCUGGCCCGGCGCAGGAAGCCGGGGAAGAAGAGGCGGGGGAGGGAGGCGAUGGAGUCGGUGAGCAGCAGCCGAAACGGCAGCCCCCCGGGGGGGGACGAGGGCGAGGAGGACCCCCAGGAACCGGGCACGCCGGGCUCCGCGCUCGGGGAGGGGUGGGGGGUCGCCGCCUCCACGCCGGGGGCGGGACCCGGGGCUGGCGCGGCGGCGGUGAGGAGGAGGAGGAGCGAGGGGGAGGAAGAGGAAGGUGCGGCGGAGGGAGACGAAGAGGCGGCGGGCUUGCUGAGGCUCCCCGAGAUGACGGACACCUCCAUGGAGAGCGUGGGCCAGCCCCUGAGGGAGGUGAUGGACAGGCUGGACGGCGCCCUGGACGGGCAGGGCUGGGGGGAGGGCGAGGGGGGGGCGGCGGCGGCGGCGGGCUCCGCCCCCGAGGCUAAAGCCAGCUCCCCGCCCCCGCAGCAGCAGCCCUUUCGGGGGGAUUCCGGGGGGGAGCCGCCCGACCCGUCUCCCCGGGACCGUCCCGUGGCCGCGGACCCCAACUUCCUGCGGGCCCCCCCGGCCCCCGCCGACUUCUACCGCUUUGCCCCCCACAGUCCAGAGCCUGCUGCCCCGGGUGGUGGGCACCAUGACCCUGCAGGGCAUGGCCAGCCGACGGCUCUACAUGGUGGCCAUGAAGAUGCGGGAGAAGCAGAGGGACAGGACCCCUCCCUCGCCGUAGCCACUGAGGAGGAGGAGGAGCAGGAGGAAGAGGGGAAGGAGGGAAAACAGGAAGUGCGGGCGGUGCCAGUGGAGAACGGCACCGGCCUGCCAGAGAACGGGGAGGAGGGAGAGCUGGACGAGGAAGAGGAAGAUGGCGAAGAGAACAGGGCCAGUCCGGUGGACGGGACCCAUCCUGCUGAGUUCAGGGUGGACAACAACCACCUGCUGCUGCUCAUGAUCCACGUGUUCAGGGAGAACGAGGAACAGCUUUUCAAGAUGCUGAGGAUGAGCACGGGCUAUAUGGAAGGGGACCUGCAGCCCCUCUACCUGCUGCUGACAGACUGCUACAUCUACCUGCUCCGCAAAGGGGCCGCUGAGAAGCCCUACACAGUGGAGGAGGCCGUGUCCUACAAUGAGCUGGACUACAUUUCUGUGGGCCUGGACCAGCAGACCAUCACACUGGUGUGCACUAACAGGAGGAGGCAGUUCCUGCUGGACACCGCUGACUCCUCCCUGACUGUCUGGUUCCUGGCGGUGCUGAGGUCGGCGAUGGUGAAGGGCUGCCGGGAGCCGCCGUACCCCUCGGUGCUCACCGACGCCACCAUGGAGAAGCUGGCGCUCACCAAGUUUGUGUCUCAGGAGUCUCAGUGUGAGGUAUCGGACGUGUGCAUCCGGCUGUAUUCCCUGGCUCACUGGGAGGACCCCAUGGACGUGUCUGUGGCCCCCCAGGCGGGGCCGCGCAGGCCCUCGGACUCCGGCUCCACUAAGGAGGGGCCGCUGCUGUAUCGCGCCGGGACCACCUACCUGGGCAAGGAGCAGUGGAAGAGCUGCUACCUGGUGCUCAGCAACGGGAUCCUGUAUCAGUAUCCGGAGCGGACGGACGUGAUUCCACUGCUGUCCAUCACCAUGGGGGGGGAGCACUGUGGGGGCUGCCGCAGGGCGAACAGCGUGGAGAGACCCCACUCCUUCCAGGUGAUCCUGACCGAUCGGCCCGCGCUGGAGCUGAGCGCCGAGAACGAGCAGGACAUGGCCGAAUGGAUGCAGCUGCUGUGCCAGUCUGUCUCCAAAGGGGUGAUCCCACAGGGCGUGGCGCCCACCCCCUGCAUCCCAUGCUGCCUCGUGCUGACGGACAGGAAGCUGCUGACGUGUCAUCAGGACUGCCAGACCAGCUUCUUCCGCUCGCUGGGAGGGGCGGACCUUUGUGACAUCACAGGCGUCUGCCUGGAGAGGGACCGGGAGUACUGCAUCAUCGAGUUUGCGGGGGACCGGGCUCACUUCCUGCCCCCCUGGGUCCUGUACUUCAGCGGCAGUGAGGAGAGGGACCGGCUGCUGGGGGCUCUGGAGACCGCCUGGAAGAGCAUUUUCAAGGUGUCCCUGCCCCAGCGGGUCGUGUCGGACCCGUGCGUGCAGAAGCGCUGUGGGGAGGCGCUGGCUCUGAUCAGGAGCGCGUGGCAGCGUAGCGACAGUCUCCAUCGGGGGCGGGCCCAGAGAGAGCCCUGGUGCUGAGCCUGGGGGGGGGCGGGGGGGGGGGGGGGGGGGGAGGAGACAGGGGUUCAGCGCUGUAGCGCUAGCAUGAUGGAUUAUUAGCACACUAUUACUGGGUACGUAUAGCAGCAGCUCUGCUGGGAGAAGCAGGAUUCUGGGAUGGUUCUGUUUUUUAGGUCAGGACUCCGUUGACUGCAGCCCUGGGACCGGCUCUUCAGGUUCGCCUGGUGUUGGAGCAGCUUCGCUGUUCUCCCUUUGGCACGUGCGUUUCCCCUGCAGGAGUUCUGGGUGAAAGACUGCAGUCCCACUCAAUCA
Messenger RNA from Anguilla anguilla (European eel), 4025 nucleotides. RefSeq names its product pleckstrin homology domain containing, family M (with RUN domain) member 2 (gene plekhm2). Gene Ontology annotation, biological process: lysosome localization; Golgi organization; regulation of protein localization. The coding region runs from base 528 to 3731 and encodes 1067 amino acids. Lineage: Eukaryota; Metazoa; Chordata; Actinopteri; Anguilliformes; Anguillidae. Gene Ontology annotation, molecular function: kinesin binding. The transcript has 21 exons. Gene Ontology annotation, cellular component: endosome membrane. The record is from RefSeq and is a predicted model, not a curated record.